Molecule: messenger RNA, 894 nt
Organism: Mycosarcoma maydis (corn smut)
Lineage: Eukaryota; Fungi; Basidiomycota; Ustilaginomycetes; Ustilaginales
Product: putative tricarboxylate secondary active transmembrane transporter
Exons: 2
Coding region: 1-894 (297 amino acids)
Biological process (GO): mitochondrial citrate transmembrane transport; alpha-ketoglutarate transport
Cellular component (GO): mitochondrion
Molecular function (GO): tricarboxylate secondary active transmembrane transporter activity
Source: RefSeq, a predicted model, not a curated record
AUGGCGCCACAACAAAAGGGAUUUUCGUGGUCCAACAUUGCGGUUGGAUCCAUCAUGAACAUUGUCGAGGUGACGACGCUCGGUCAGCCUCUCGAGGUGGUCAAGACACAAAUGGCAUCGAACCGACAGCAGACGAUGAUGCAGGCGCUCAAGACAGUUUCGUCUCGAGGAGGUGUUCUCGGCUUCUACCAAGGACUGAUUCCAUGGGCUUGGAUCGAAGCGUCGACCAAGGGAGCUGUGUUGCUUUUCACCGCAGCUGAAGUUGAAAAGGUAGCCAAGAAUGCCGGAUUUUCGUCGGGAGCCGCUGGUCUGCUCGGAGGCAUGACGGGCGGUAUCGCACAGGCGUAUGCUACCAUGGGAUUCUGUACGUGCAUGAAGACGGCCGAGAUCACGCGGCACAAGCAGGCGGAAGCCGGAAUCAAGCCUCCAUCGACGUGGGCUGUGUUUGGCGACAUCUACCGACGAGAAGGACUGAAAGGGAUCAACAAGGGUGUCAACGCCGUCGCGGUUCGACAGUGCACCAACUGGGGAUCCAGAAUGGGCUUCGCGCGUCUCGCCGAGAGCCCGAUCCGAAGCCUCUCGGGCAAAUCCGAAAAGGACAAGUUGAACGCCGCUGAGCGCAUUGCGUGCUCCAGUAUCGGCGGUGCUUUGGCCACCUGGAAUCAGCCCAUCGAGGUCAUCCGCGUCGAAAUGCAGAGCAUGGCCAAGGCCACUCCCGGAAGCAAUCGUCCCGAAAAGUUGACCAUCGGCAACACGUUUGCUUACAUCUACAAGGAGAACGGCAUCAAGGGUCUCUACCGAGGUGUCACACCAAGGAUCUUCCUCGGCGUCUGGCAGACGAUUUGCAUGGUCAGCUUUGCCGACUACGUCAGGGAGUUUAUCGGAUCCAAAUAA